CUAGAAUAUAAAGUUUAAAGCCAGCCAAAAUAUUAACACGAUACAAACAAAAACCCUAAGAACACUGAAUAAAAAACAGAAAGACAUACGAGGAACGAUGCUCGGGAAAAGCCAGUGUUUCACCGGUACGGAAUUCAAAACUGAGAAUGCGGCCGGCAGGAAGUCCACCAAAAUAGGCAUCCUAACCAAGAUGAAGAAGGGCCAGACCAAGAACCUGUUCCACUUUCCCCUGGGCUUUGAUAUAAGCUCCACCUUGGUCAAUGAACGGGUGUCCGUGAAUCGGGACUAUGGAAACAUGCACGCCAAGGGGGCGUCCACUCCGUAUCCGCAGAAGACCCAGUCGAUAGAUGAGAUGGCCCUGGCGGCCAAACUGGAGUCGGAUAGUCUGACCCAGUCGGGGUCGAGCAACACCUCCCUGUGCACCUCACAAUUAAAAAGCGUGGCAAUAUUGACACCCGACAUGACCUUUCAAAUGCGACGCAAACUCUUUGACGAGGGCGAGUUUACGGUCUGCAAGGGUCGCAAGAUGAGCGACGUCUACCAUAGAAGGGAACACAAUCGGGAGGACUUGACCACACCCAUCCAGCGAAAGGAGGCCAGGAGUACACCCUAUAGCAACUACAAAGACGUUAAGGAGUACUGCGAUGUGAACAACAUUAAAUUAACCCAGGGAUUCGGCGGCUAGCGACUCUGCGGCUUGUGGUUCUCAAUUGUUGUCAUCGAAUAAAGAGCGGGAAUAAAGUGCAGGAGCUGGGAUCUGCUCCAGCUCCGCGUCACCACCA
Molecule: messenger RNA, 782 nt
Organism: Drosophila biarmipes
Lineage: Eukaryota; Metazoa; Arthropoda; Insecta; Diptera; Drosophilidae
Exons: 1
Coding region: 98-685 (195 amino acids)
Source: RefSeq, a predicted model, not a curated record